Molecule: messenger RNA, 633 nt
Organism: Mycena indigotica
Lineage: Eukaryota; Fungi; Basidiomycota; Agaricomycetes; Agaricales; Mycenaceae
Product: DUF1768 domain-containing protein
Exons: 3
Coding region: 1-633 (210 amino acids)
Source: RefSeq, a predicted model, not a curated record
AUGUUCGGGACCCUGUCUCGUCAACGCCAACUUUAUAAACAGAUUGCGAGGCAGUUACUCACGACUAUGCCUCGCACUGCAGAAGACUACACUUUCUUCUGGUCCACCAACCAUGUCAACGGGUGGGCGUCUCAAUGGUAUAAGGCGCCGUUUCUUGCGACGGUUAAGAUGGGCGAUGUCCAGCAAGAAAUCCGCUUCCUUUCGAAUGAACACUGGAUGAUGUUUCAAAAGGCCCUGUUAUUCAAUGAUUUGGAGAUCGCAAAGGAGGUCCUUUCAGUCGAGGGUACCACAAAACCCGAUAUGGCGUAUGUCAAGUCACUUGGUCGCCGAGUCAGUGGCUUCAAAGAGGACGUGUGGGUCAAACACAGGGAGCAGAUUGUAACGGAGGGGACUUGCCACAAGUUCCGACAAAACGAAGAGUUGAAGAUGAAGCUUUUCGCAACUGGCAACACCAUCCUUGUCGAGGCAAGCCCGAGCGACUCGAUUUGGGGGAUUGGACAAAGCGAAGCAAAUGCCCUUUCAAGCAAUAAGAAGUGGGGUUUAAACCUGCUUGGCAAGGCACUUGUUGUGGCGAGGGAGACAUUGAGGGAGGAGGAUCUGGUUAAAUCGAAGCGUGAUGAGAGCCGAAAGUGA